AUGACUGUCAAUGCUCUUUGUCCUCGGCUUAGGCGAAUUCGCCGCUGGCGACAAGUUAGUUGGAGAGAUCUGAAUUCAUUUUUUCCGACAUCGAUUAGAAAAUUUGCGGCUUCAGUUGGCUCAAAAAUUUUGCCUGAAAAAAGGGACAAAAAAUUCAUCGAUUUUGAUACCGAAAAAUUAUGUUCGCAUGUUUGUAUAAAUUAUUUUGUUGAGGGUGAAGAACCGGGUCCGAAAAUAUUGCCCGAUUCCGAAUAUCCUUCAUGGUUAUUUGAGUUGGACCUAAAACGUCAACGUCCGUUUGAAGAUAUGGAUCCAGAAAAAGAUGGUUGGCUUUACUGGAGGCAGUUACGGAAGUUAUAA
Messenger RNA from Dracunculus medinensis (Guinea worm), 360 nucleotides. Lineage: Eukaryota; Metazoa; Nematoda; Chromadorea; Rhabditida; Dracunculidae. The record is from the annotation of a GenBank genome assembly.